AGAAGCAAGCCCGACAGCACCAUCCCUUGAGAAAAUUUGUGAAAAGCUUGAAAUUUCUCCUUCUUUCUUGCUUAAUAACAAGUUUUAGGACUUAGAACUCUCUCUCUCAACCCAGAAAUUCCAGAUCUGCUCUGCGUCUUCCUCCCUCUGCCGUCCGCGAGUUGCAGCUUGUGCGAAUUUCUGGUCAUUUCUCUGCCGUGAGUUUCCCCCUGCAGAUUGCCGUUGGCCUCCCUACUUGCUAGCUCCGGUGUUGGCUGCUGGGAAAUUCUGGUUCUUGAGUGUUCUGUCACCCGAGUACUUGGCUUGAGUUCCGGAUUUGAGGAAGCGAAACUGAAGACAGGGAAACCACGGGAAGUGACGAGUUAGAAGGCUAGCCAUAUUGUAAUUGGAUAUGAAAUUUUAGAUAUAGAUCAUGAUCUUGUAAACUAGAUUUUAAUUGGAGAUUUUAUAAAUUCAUUUAAUGGAUUAUUAGUUUACAAGAGAUUUGACCUUGAGAUUUUGAGCUUAAGACACCUGUAGAUAUUGUUAAAGAUCAAAAUAAUGAGAUUGAGGAGAAUGAUAGUGAUGAUGAAGAGGCAUGCUGGGUUCGGUGCGAGCCCAGGCAAGCGUCCUUGUGAACCUAGCACGCUUGGGUUCCUUGCGAACCCAGGCAUUGGGUUCGCAAGGAAUGCGAACCCAAGCAAGCGUCCUUGCGAACCCAGCACGCUUGGGUUCCUUGCGAACCCAGCACGCUUGGGUUCCUUGCGAACCCAGCCGCUGGGUUCGCAAGGAACGCGAACCCAGGCGUUGGGUUCGCAGUUUGCAAGGAACGCGAACCCAAGCAAGCGUCCUUGCGAACCCAGCGCCUGGGUUCGCAAGGAACCCAGCGCCUGGGUUCGCAAGGAACCCAGCGCCUGGGUUGGUUUGCAAGGAACCUAGGCCUGUUGGGUUUCGAGGGGAAAGAGAAGGGAAAGGGGAAGGAGAAAGAGAAAGGAAAAGGAGGAGAAAGAAAAGAAAAAAAGAUAAAUUUUUUUUUUAAGU
This is a messenger RNA of Rubroshorea leprosula, 1020 nucleotides long. Lineage: Eukaryota; Viridiplantae; Streptophyta; Magnoliopsida; Malvales; Dipterocarpaceae. The record is from the annotation of a GenBank genome assembly.